AUGUUUGAGUUUGGCUAUACUGAACUGUAUAAGAAUUUGUAAGCUAAUGCAAAGCUUUUGCUUGAGGGCUCAGAGGGAGAAAUUAGUAAAGUAAUCCUGAUUAAGUUGAACCUGCUUGAAGAGGACUCGGAGGAGAUGCAAAUGCAGCAUGAAUUUGUUGAAAUGUGGUAUUUUGUUGAAGGUACAAGUAAGUGGGACUGCAACUACAAGGUGACUAUGAAAACAAUUCUUGACAGGAGCUUUUCUUAACUAAUAUAUAGAAUGUAGACCCUUUUUUCUUCCUCAAAAAGCCACAAGAACCAGAGACUGCAGUUGACCCUAGGAGAAAUCCUCUACAAUGAGUUCUGUAAUAUAGCUUCUGAGGGUUGGACCGAAGUGGAUACAAUUUAUCUCACCUUAGACCCGCUACGGAAAUCUAUCAUCAAAGCUACAAAGUGUCACCUUAUUAAUAAAGGUGUAUCGCCAGAACCCGCAGUUCAAGUUUACUAUUGUGAUAUAAAAGGGUAA
This is a messenger RNA of Tuber aestivum (summer truffle), 507 nucleotides long. The record is from the annotation of a GenBank genome assembly. Lineage: Eukaryota; Fungi; Ascomycota; Pezizomycetes; Pezizales; Tuberaceae.